CCACCAUUUGUUGCGACAAAUCUACAAACACAACAAUCCCACACUCGUCACGCUAUCCACCACAAUGUCACGCGCUCAAGCUUCAAAGCACUACGCCCGCAUCCUUUCACAAUGGCCUGUCGACCGUCUGCGCCCUGAAAUCUCCUUUCAGUCCGUCCUGAAGAAGCGUCUCGAAGCCGCGCCCGUCGCACAAGUCAACCAGGCCAACACUGCUCAAGCAUCAGCACCCAAGCCGAGGAAUGAGGACCGCGAGAUCAAUGCCUUGUACUCGCUGCUCGAGAAUAGAUACACUUCUGUGUACCCUGUGUCUCCCAACAUGAUGCGCCCUCUCUCUGCGCCAGAUCACUACACUAAUCUUGUCAAAGAGCUUGAUGAAGUUCCCGAUCGCACGUUCUUCCAGAGAAUUGCAAGCCGCUUCAAGAGCAUGAUCCGUCUUACCUAGAGUACCCUUCGUUAUACUUGUUCGAAUACUGUAAACUAUCGUCAAAGGUCAAGACGACCUCUGCAGGA
This is a messenger RNA of Aureobasidium subglaciale EXF-2481, 510 nucleotides long. RefSeq lists its product as uncharacterized. The transcript is spliced from 3 exons. The record is from RefSeq and is a predicted model, not a curated record. The coding region runs from base 65 to 442 and encodes 125 amino acids. Gene Ontology annotation, cellular component: mitochondrion; Cbp3p-Cbp6 complex. Lineage: Eukaryota; Fungi; Ascomycota; Dothideomycetes; Dothideales; Saccotheciaceae. Gene Ontology annotation, molecular function: ribosome binding. Gene Ontology annotation, biological process: mitochondrial respiratory chain complex III assembly.